This is a messenger RNA of Lolium rigidum, 2866 nucleotides long. Its product is annotated as transcription initiation factor TFIID subunit 4b-like. The record is from RefSeq and is a predicted model, not a curated record. Gene Ontology annotation, cellular component: transcription factor TFIID complex. Gene Ontology annotation, molecular function: protein heterodimerization activity; RNA polymerase II general transcription initiation factor activity; DNA binding. Gene Ontology annotation, biological process: transcription initiation at RNA polymerase II promoter. NCBI's taxonomy places the organism in Eukaryota, Viridiplantae, Streptophyta, Magnoliopsida, Poales, Poaceae. Bases 333 to 2627 code for a protein of 764 amino acids. The transcript is spliced from 14 exons.
UGCUUUCACUCUCGCGUCGGCCGGCGGCGCUGGGAGCGACGGCUCUGGCAACCCGAGCACUCCGGCGACCGGAGAGAGCUCCUUCCCGAGCGCAUCACCCAAAUCCCCUCCCCGACCGCACCGCCUCGAAGCUGUACACCGCCACCAACCUCCUUCCGAUCUGUACUCCGCCUUGAAGAUCUUCUCCGCUCCGGCGACGAUGACGGUGGUCCGGUGAGCAAGGUACUUUGCCCCAGGGUAUAAGUGGCUUGUCCAAGCCUGUAGUUGGUCAGCUGCAAGCAGCGUAGCAGGAAGGAAGUACUCAGACAAGCCAAGAAGUAGGGCAACCGCAUAUGAAUCCAUCAAAUCAAUUAUCUCAACCAACAUUGGUAACUGGAGAUUCGGAAAAUGAAAAUCAAUUAUCUCAAAGUGGCUUGUCCAAGCCUAUAGUUGGUCAGCUGCAAGCAGCGGAGCAGGAAGGAAGUACUCAGACAAGCCAAGAAGUAGGGCAACCGCAUAUGAAUCCGUCAAAUCAAUUAUCUCAACCAACAUUGGUAACUGGAGAUUCGGAAAAUGGAAACUUCAUCCAACAGGAGCAACACCAUUACCAGCCAGAAGAGCAGCCACGUUCUGAGAAUCAACUGCAGCAAUCUGAAAAAGGAACAGAGUAUGUUAGUCAACAGAGUUUGACAGGUUCUAUGGAAGAUGCCUCUCAGCCUCGUCUAGACCAGCAGCAUGUAAAUCCAGUGGCUGGUCAGCAAGCACCACCUGGUGCCCAGGAAACACGGAAGAAAGGAUAUCAGCCAUCCAUACCAUUUAAUAUGUUGAUUCCAAUCCUACAGGAGCAUCUUGACAGAGAUAAAGAUAUGCAGCUUCAAUCUGUAUGGGCAAAACUUAGGCGUAAUGAAGUCCAUAAAGAUGAUUUUUUAAGAGUCAUAAGGAAUAUCGUUGGGGAUCAAAUGCUUAAGCAGGCAGCCCAUAAAGUUUUUGCACAGAUGCAAGCUCAGGCACAACGAAAUAAGCAGGGAAAUGCAAAUCAGCAUUCUUUCUCACCUCAAGCGUCUACACAACAGAGUUCUGCCAGUGGAUCAGCAAAAUUGCCUGAUCAGCAAGUUCGCAUGCCUACCCCACCUAACCAGGUUCAGAAAAGCCAGGCGUCAUCUUCACCUCAGACCUUUGUGCCACUUUCAGGCACACAAAUGCAUAACAGUAUGCACUACUUUGCUCAUGAUAAUUCCAUCCAAACGCCAGAUGCAAAGGGGGUGCAUGCUAUGCCAAAUCGACCACCUAUCAUGAAUCCGUCAACUCCAUUGCAGACAAGUAACAAACAGCUGCAACCCACAAAAAUCCAGCAAGUCUCGCAGCAAUUAUAUGGAGCCACUAACACUCCUCAGUCGUACCCUCGUCCAACCAUUGGUUCGAUGCCUCUUAGACCACAGAGUUUAGCAUCUGAAACACGACCUCCCUUGCAUUCUCAUGGAAUGGUUCCGGCGAAAAUUGGCACUGUUCCUACUCAUCCCACAAUACAACAGAAUGCACCUGCACGCCAAAUGCAACAAAACAAGGAUAUGAAAAAUCCUUCGGCGAAAUUGCAUGGAAAGCAGGCCGUCCCUAAAACAUCUACACCACCUGCUGCAAAGACUAAUAAGAAAUCAGGUGGCCAGAAGAAACCAUUGGAAAUGGCUGGCUCUGCACCAGCACCAUCCAGCAAAAAACAAAAGACAGCUGGAGCCUUCCAGGAGCAGAGCAUUGAUCAACUUAAUGAUGUCACAGCUGUUAGUGGUGUUAAUCUUAGGGAAGAAGAAGAACAACUGCUCUCCGCCCCGAAGGAAGAGAGCGCAGCCUCAGAAGCAGCACGGAGAAUUGUACAGGAAGAAGAAGAAAAUCUCUUUCUGCAGAAGGGCCCUCUUCUGAAAAAACUAGCAGCAAUCAUUCUUAAAUGUAACUUGAAGAACGCCAGUGCUGAUGUUGAGCGGUGUUUAUCAAUGUGUGUGGAGGAGCGACUGCGACGAUUCAUAAGUACUCUCAUAAGAGUUUCGAAGCAGAGAAUCGACACGGAAAAGACUGGUCAUCGACUAGUUAUUACUUCAGAUGUCGGCCGUCAAAUUUUGCAGAUGAACCAGAAAGCUAAAGAAGAAUGGGACAAAAAACAAGCAGAAACUGACAAGAACAAGAAACAAACUGAGGAUGAAGGCAGUGGUGCUGCAGAAUUGGACAGAGAAAAAGAGGAAAGUCGGCCAAAGAAUGCGAAGCCCAACAAGGAAGAAGAUGAUAAAAUGAGAACAACAGCUGCAAAUGUUGCUGCCCGGCAGGCAGUUGGAGGAAGUGACAUGCUGUCAAAGUGGCAGCUGAUGGCUGAACAAGCUAGGCAGAAGCGAGCACCAGUACCGAGGCCAGCACAUGGAUCUGGAAAAGGUUCGGCAGAACAGAAUGAAGCUUCAAAGAGGAGCCAUUUUGCAGCCUUCGGAACUGGAGGCACCAAAAGGCAAGGCAAGGGUUCAUUCGCUACGCGUCACUCGCAUGGGCCACAACGAACUGUUUCAGUGAAGGAUGUAAUCUGCGUCCUGGAGAGGGAGCCUCAGAUGACGAAAUCACGGCUAAUUUAUCGGCUAUACGAGCGAUUACCUGGAGAUUUCACCACAGAUUAGGCUGAAUUAUGUAGUGUAACUUAUAGCGUGUAACUGUUUGUUGAUGCACAGCCCUUCGCUUCAGACUGACGUGUUCCAUUCGAUAUGGUGGAUUGCAGUGAUCAGAUAAAUUGAUGAUAGCCCAGCUAGUUGACAUGAUACAUCUCUUAAACACAUAAGAUGGUGAAUAGCCAUCAAACUGAUUCUGUAAGAUUCCAGUGUAAAGUGCGUCUUAUGAUAAGAGAGACCUUGGAUUCUCA